AUGUCCACUCAACCACCCACAAACUCCGCUCUGGCUCUCUCCCUCCUCACCUCCCUCGGUGGCGCAAUCGGAUACGCCCGCACAGGCUCAAUCCCCUCAAUCGCAGCCGGACUCUCCGUCGGAGCCCUCUACGCGCUCGCAUUCUUCCGUCUCCGUUCCGGUGAACUUUACGGUGAAGAGCUGGGUCUUCUUGCUUCUACUGUUCUCGGUGGAAGCUCUAUUCCUCGUGCGAUUAAGACCGGUGGAAAGGCUGUGCCGGUUGGUCUGUCUAUUUUGGCUACUUAUGGAAUCGUUGUCUUUGGACUUGCUUGGAAGAGUAAGCGGGCUUAG
Messenger RNA from Penicillium malachiteum, 330 nucleotides. RefSeq names its product TMEM14 family protein. Lineage: Eukaryota; Fungi; Ascomycota; Eurotiomycetes; Eurotiales; Aspergillaceae. Gene Ontology annotation, cellular component: membrane. The record is from RefSeq and is a predicted model, not a curated record. The transcript is spliced from 2 exons. The coding region runs from base 1 to 330 and encodes 109 amino acids.